AACACUGCUUCAUAUUUGUUCUUGUUUUUUUUUCUUGCAUGGACUCGUCGCAAAACAAAAUGCAGGAAAUGGAAAAUUUCGCUGAGGAGAAUCCAAACUCGUUUUCAGUAUAUGAUUCUAGUCUUACUUCCUUGUUUUUCAAUGACGAACUAGAUCCUAAAUCAAUCGAUGAAUUUCUAGCGGUUUCUACUACUGUUAACACCUUUGGUUCCGAGUUGAAUGGAUCAGAACCGAAUAAUGAAGUUCGUUCUAUAGGUACUACUGAGUUAUGUGACCCAUCCAAAGAGGCUGCUGUCACGGUUAGUUCUGAGAAAACCACUGUUGUCGUAGAUUGUGAUAGUUCCGAAAACAUUACUCAACGAACUUCGACAUACAGAGGGGUUUCAAGGCACAGAUGGACGGGUAGAUUUGAAGCGAAUCUAUGGGAUCACAGUGGUAAGCUAGAGGGUCGUGUCAGGAAAGGGCGUCAAGUGUAUUUGGGUGGAUAUGACAGUGAAGAAAAUGCCGCAAGGGCUCAUGAUUUGGCAGCAUUGAAGUAUUGGGGACCAACCGCUACUACAAACUUUCCUGUUUCCGAUUAUGCCAAGGAAAUUGAGGAGAUGAAACAUGAAGGAAAGCGAGAAUAUAUUACUUCACUGCGAAGGAAAAGCAAUGGUUUUUCUAGGGGGACUUCAAAAUAUAGGGGUGUUACAAGACACCGCCAAAGUGGUAAAUGGCAAGCAAGAAUUGGUCGAGUCGCUGAAAACAAAUAUCUAUACUUGGGAACAUUUGAAACCGAAGAGGAAGCUGCAGAGGCCUAUGACAUUGCAACCCUAAAAUAUAAAGGUGCAAAUGCUAUAACCAAUUUUGAUUCCAGUAGAUAUGAUAUGGAAUCGAUAUCGAAGAAUCCUAUUCCAAUUGAUCGAGCAUCAAAACGCUUGAAACCUUCGCAACAAUCAGCGAAGAAAGCUUCUACGAGUAGGACUGAUCAAUCUCAUUGUACCAAUGUGAAUAGCAGCAUCAAUUUUCAGCCAAUUGCUUCUACACCGUAUAACUCUGCAACACCAUAUUUUCCAUGCAGCCCUUUCCACCAUUUUCAUCCUCCUACCAAUGCAGAAACUGGCAUAGUGGAGUCUUCUGAAACUACAACCAGUGCAGGUGCAAUACUCACUACAAUGCCAACAGCAGCUGAGUCAUUUCUUUGGCAAGAUCAGUUCUAUUGAACUUUGUUAACUUGACUUUUCUGAUGCAGUUUUUUUCUGAAAGGAUGUGAGGAAUAUUGAGUUGCACAAUUAUGUUUGAAUAAAUAUUGCUUGUUACUUGUUAGUAUCAGCGCUAGUUUACAACUUAGCUUUUGAGAUUUUCAUGCGAAUGACACAUGAAAUAUGGAGUGUUUGUUGAAUGUUAA
This is a messenger RNA of Lathyrus oleraceus (garden pea), 1387 nucleotides long. RefSeq names its product AP2-like ethylene-responsive transcription factor AIL6. The record is from RefSeq and is a predicted model, not a curated record. Bases 39 to 1202 code for a protein of 387 amino acids. Gene Ontology annotation, molecular function: DNA binding; DNA-binding transcription factor activity. NCBI's taxonomy places the organism in Eukaryota, Viridiplantae, Streptophyta, Magnoliopsida, Fabales, Fabaceae. Gene Ontology annotation, biological process: regulation of DNA-templated transcription. The transcript is spliced from 8 exons.